Meriones unguiculatus (Mongolian gerbil) is the source of this 861-nucleotide messenger RNA. It is a transcript of the gene Ly6d, whose product is annotated as lymphocyte antigen 6 family member D. Lineage: Eukaryota; Metazoa; Chordata; Mammalia; Rodentia; Muridae. Gene Ontology annotation, biological process: lymphocyte differentiation. Gene Ontology annotation, cellular component: cell surface. The transcript is spliced from 3 exons. The record is from RefSeq and is a predicted model, not a curated record. Bases 202 to 585 code for a protein of 127 amino acids.
GGGAGCCAGGAACCUCAGUCUUUGCAGGUAGCAGGAGCCAGGCCUGUUCUGGGCUCCUGGGUGUGGAGCCAGGAAGGGUGGGGUGGGCCCUGAUUUGCAUGCUGCUGUCUGGCCUGCCCCUACUCCUCCCACAGCUCCUACCCACAUCUAUAAAGUCUGGGGAGAGGAAGGGACCCCCACCGCUUCCAGACGAUUCUUAGGAUGAAGUCAGCUCUGCUUCUCCUCCUUACCUUGACCGUGGUCGUUAGCACAGCCUGCGCACUCCGAUGUCACGUGUGCACCAACACUAUGAACUGUAAGCAACCUCAGACCUGUCCGGCCAGCUCCCAAUAUUGCAAAACUGUCACCACAGUGGAACCUCUGAGUGGAAACCUGGUGAAGAAAGAAUGUGCAGACUCAUGCACUGCCAACUACAGCCAGCACGGCCAAGUCAGCAGUGGUUCCGGGGUCACACACUGCUGCCAGGGCGACCUGUGCAACGAGAUGCUGUACAGUGCUGCGCCUGUACCUGCCCUGCUCGGCAGUGCCACCCUGGGCCUGGCGAUGAGCCUGAGCCUCCUCGCUCUUAUGGUUCUCGACAUAUAACGCACCGCUUCGGUCCUGGUUCCCAGGGUUCCCACGGCCCAUCCUUGGUCAUGAUGGAGGCUAAGGCUGGGGGGGGGGCUAUCCUUAAAGGCUGGGGCUGGGUCCUGGUGGGCACCAAGGGCCGUUGGCCUACAUAGCAUAGUGCCUGCCCCAGGACAGGGAGGUGUGGCCUGCCGCCCAGCGCGGGGGACAGACGUGAUCCAUCUCCUCUGAUGUACUCAUUCCAUUUGCUUUUCUACUUGAAUCUCCACAUGGAAAUAAAUGAUCUAAAAAUAC